AUGCACCAAAUCAGAGGAUUUGCCAAAUAUAUGGAAGCAGUUAAGGGAUUAGUCGCUUUGAGCUGUAAUAAAACUUUGAGCCAAGAAUUUGUUAUACAACUGGAAAAAAGGCAGAAAGUCUAUGAAGAAACUGAAGUAAAGGCAUUGUGGGAAAAACUUAGGCAUUCAUUAAGGGAUGUGCUUAGGAGGCAACAAAAAAAUUUCAAAAGUGGAGCACCGGUGGAAGCUAUUAAAGAAUGGAAGUUUCAGAAACAGAUGGGAUUCCUGCAGACUUACAUGGCCAAGAAGAAAACCUUCGAGAAGACGAUAGAAAUGAAAACGUUGCCCAAGAUUCUGAAGAAUAUGUAA
This is a messenger RNA of Psylliodes chrysocephalus, 348 nucleotides long. Lineage: Eukaryota; Metazoa; Arthropoda; Insecta; Coleoptera; Chrysomelidae. The record is from the annotation of a GenBank genome assembly.